CAACUGGAUCUAAAACUCCAAUUCUUGCUAAUCUGCUAUCAAAGCUCCUUCCUUUUCCUCUUCUUUUUUAUACGGAAUUCUCCCAAGAAAAACAGAAAGGACUCUUCUUACCUCUUCAAUUGAACCCAACAUCCCAAUUUUUGCAAAUCUAUUGUCAAAGCUCAAUUUUUUUUUAUUUUUUUAAAGAUAAUUUGCUGCAAAAUGGGAAUGAUUUAGCAGUCAGAAUAAGAGAAUAUAAUGUGGGGUGCUGUUCAAUUGGGAGUAUUGGCUGCCUUUCUUGUACUAUUUGUCCCUAUAGGUAUGGCAGGUUGGCACUUGAGUCGCAACAAAAUGUUAUUUUUUAGCUGUGCACUUUUUAUUACCCUUUCUGUUUGUGUUCAUUUGACCCCUUAUUUCCCUUCAGUCUCCAAUAUGCUUUUUUCAUCAGGUUCAACACCCUUAUCAUCAUCAUCAUUAUCAUUAUCAAGUGUAAAUCUUGAUUCUUGCAUUUCCUUACUUCACCAAGUAUCAUUUGAUUUUCAAGAACUGAAUAAUAAUGUAGGAAAAAACAGUUCUUGGAAGUGGAUUGAGUCUGAACCUGUAGUUCAAUGUGAUUUCCAAAAGUUGGACAAGUCUGAUGCUUCAGAUUUGUUUAAUGGAUCAUGGGUUGUUAUUGCUGGGGAUUCACAGGCAAGGUUAUUUGUAGUUUCUUUGUUGGAGUUGUUAUUGGGGGGAAAUGAAAUGGAGAUGAUUAGGGGGGAUUUGUUCAAGAGGCAUAGUGAUUAUCACAUAUUUAUUGAUGAGAUUGGGAUGAAGUUGGAUUUUAUUUGGGCACCUUAUGUAAGUAACUUGACUGAUUUGGUUCUGGGGUUUGAAGAGAAAAAGAGUUAUCCUGAUGUAUUUGUGAUUGGGACAGGUCUAUGGGAUAUGUUACAUAUAAAUAAUGCUACUGAUUAUGGUGUUUCCCUAAAGUUGUUGGCGGAUUUGGUGGUAUUGUUGUUACCAGUACCUUCAGAUUUUGGCGCAAAUUUAGUUUCAGUUCGGUCACCCAACUUCUUUUGGCUGGGAAUGCCAAAGCUGAUAAACUCGAUGUUGAAUACAAAUGAGAAGCGAGAGAAAAUGACUGAUGAGAUGUGGCAAGCUUAUACUGAUGAGCUUUAUAGCAGUAAGCUGUUGCGGCAAUCUGGUGGGCCCCUUGUGUUGCUGGACAUUCACGCGUUGAGUAAUAAAUGUGGAGCUCUUUGUACUGCUGAUGGAAUGCAUUAUCACGGGGUUGUGUAUGAAGCUGCAGUUCAUGUAAUGCUAAAUGGAUUGCUUAUAGAAUCUAAUCAGAAGCUGUAAUGGAGCCACGGUAAUAGAAGUAGUUUUGUAAUUGCUAGAGCUUUUGUUAUUAUAUGGGAUUCUUUUCCUGGUGCUACAUUUGGCAAUUGAAGAUCAGUGGCGAGAAGUUUUUGAUGGUGGUACAUAAUGAGGUUCAUAUUCUUUUUACCCCCUUUUUCUUCAAUUGUAGGAGUACUGAUACUCACACAACUUAUGUACCGUAGCAAGGACACCCCUUAUGUCUCACGGCCAAUUUCAACGUGAACAUGUGUAGAGAUUCACAUCAAUGUUUAUGAUCGAUGUUUGAUGGUUUUAAUAUCCACUCAGAUGAGUUACACCUAUAUUCAGCUUUUCUCUUGCUUUAAGUAUAAAGUUAAUCUAAUUUCUCCUAAAGCUAGUUAAAUAUUGUAUUUUGUUCCUUUCCCGUCCAGUUGAACAGGUCCUCAAAUUGGUUCACUUUAAUCUCCUGCUAUUCUGUGUUGAAAUCAUUGUUGAUAGUGUAGUCUAACAAUCCAACUUACUUAAAAUGUACCGGAUCGUAUCCACAGAAAAGUAAUAGCUGAAAUUUGUAGCUAUCCAGUCUGUUGUCACCUGCAAAGCAGGUCUUUAGAUUUAAACUUCACCCGGUGAUUAUUUUCUUGUGACCCCCAAUUGUAUGUCAACUUGUGGAAUAAUUUUACCCUCAGACUCCUUAUAUAGAUUGCCCUUGCAGUUAGUGGAAAAUAAGCUGCUAAAAUUACUUUCCGGAUUGUCUGUUUUAGGGUCAAAGCUAGUUGACUAGUUCAUAUAAUUCUGUAAUUUGUUGGAAAGUCUGAGUCACUUUCCAAAAUCUUCCUGCUAUCCUGCAAUAUCAGUUUGUUGGUAAAUCUCGUGUUAUAUGCUUACAGUACAUGCAUAAUACCAAGUGCAUUCAGAUGAAUAGUCAAGUUGUGUGUGUGUGUGUGUGUUUUUAUUUUUUUUAUUUUUUAUUUUAAUAAAUAGGUUAUUAUACAUUGGAAAAUAUACAGUUUGGAAAUUCUGUUGUUUUAACGAAGCAAAAGAACAUUUAUAGACAUAUAACGACAUCCUACGAAACUAGUUGCACGAUACAACUUAAUCACACUUGAGUCCCUGCAUUGUAGUUAUGAGCUGCAAACUUUAGUAGGUUUCUAGCUACUUGAAGAUCAUUGUUGGCAAAUACAUCUUCAGAACUCUGUUGUUAUAUCCAUGUAUUUUUUUCGAUAAAGUAAUAAUGAAUUUAUUGAUACAGCACUAAGUGAAUGCUAAAGAACUUGUAGUUUAAUCAAUCUACCCAAAAUUCUCCCUACUUCAAACGAUAAACUCACAAGUCGUGUGUCUUUCUUCUUUUCAUCUUCGCCCUGUAACAACAAAGGAAUGCAGCGACCGUCAGAGAUUGCAAAUACUGUAUGUUGAAUGGAUGUCAGGUCAUAAACCUGUUAGGUUCUUUUGCUAUUGUGAAUCUCAUUGAAGUUUAUCUUUGAACAAGUUAGAUUUUGAUGUAGUUGCUUUCGGCAGAGGUUGUUAUCUAGAGUAUAUGGAAUGUGUAAAACCUUUCCUUUGAUUGGAAAAUAAGUAGUUAGGGAGCGUGAACUGGAAAACCCUUACCCCUCUCCCUACCUGCUCAGCCCCCUCCCCCCCAACCCAAAAAAAAAGAAAAAUUAAAAUGGGUGAAAGUUAAAAAGAGCACUACAGAUUCUAUUUGACACUCAUUAGGAUAUAUGAGAAUUGAGCAGGGUGUGAGUUGCUCGCAUUUCUUAGUCCCUUGAAGCAAACUGGAUUCAGCAUAAAAGGGAAGUUGCAAACACAAAUUCUAUAGAAGGUUGUCUCUAAAGCUAUUCUUUCAACGGAGAUAAAUGGGCCAAAAUAAAACGGCUUUGUUGAAGAGUGACACCUCAAGGUUGCUCGGACAUCAGCACACCCUUGUUGCCCCUAUACUUGUACUCUACGCUGCUAAAGGAGGGAUGCUCUGUUCAUUCCAGAAGAAGUUAUCUGGAUCAACCAAAGUCUUGACUUUGACCAAUUUAUCAAAAUUAUCCUUGAAAUACUUCAGUCCAUAAACACGACCUUCAAUGUAGCGGUUAUUUCCAUUAUGAUUAACCCCUAUGUCAAGGUCUCUAUAAUUUAAAAAUGCGCAUCUGGGGGAUUUUGACACAAAAGGAGUCAUGUAGUUGUACAAUACUUUGGUCUGGUUCAAAUAGAAGUUCUCUGCUUCCUUUCCUUCUUCCUCCCAAUUUGCCGCGUACUGAAUUUUAAAUAUAUUUCCUGCUCUGUGGGGAAAUGGAGUUUCCCAUUCUGGGAUCUCAUUCAUCCUUCCACCAUAUGCAUUGAAUACUAACUCUGUGUCUCCUAAUUCGAUCAUUCUACUGAAUAUGUAUUUCAACUUAUCCUUGGGAAUAGGUUUCUGCAAAUAGUCCGACUUCCGCUUCAGAAACUUCGCUCCAGGCAUUCGGUUGAGCAAAGCAUCAGGCGGUGUUCCAUUAGGGAAACUUGCCCAGAAAAGCUCAGAUUCUAUCCAACUCAUCUCCCUGCAAUUCUCGAUAUGUAAACCCAAUUGAGGGAAAUCCCUAUUCAUGACCGAUAGAAGUUCUCUGGACUCUCCUAGAAAUAAUGCUACAAAUGUUGCUUUAAUUGUCUUAGUUCCUUUUUGCUUGUCACCGAUAGGUUUUAGAGUUAACCUUAUAAAGAGAUUGUUAUCUAUUUUAUUUGCAAUGAAUUGCCACCUGUAAACAAUGUCAACUGCAUUUUCUUCAAGGGUCCUCAUUACUCGGAAAACAGUGACAACAUCAGGAACUUUUACCAGCCUAAUUUUGUAGGCUGUUAUCACUCCAAAGCUAGCACCACCCCCACCUCUAAUCGCCCAAAACAGGUUACCGUAUCCUCCUCCUGUUAUGUGACCACCAACGCCAACUGUUGGGCAAACUCCAGCUGGGAAGGCAUGAAUUUUGCUUUUCUCCCAAAUUUUGUAAUAAAGUUCGCCCAGAAUUGCACCAGCUUGGACCCAAGCAGUUUCAUUUUGGAUAUCGACAUCAAUUGAAUGCAGGUUAGACAUGUCAAGGAGAACAAAACUGAUGUUGGAGACAUAAGAAAUGCCUUCAUAAUCAUGCCCUCCACUUCGGAUCUUUAGGUAGUUUCCAGUUUUCCGGCAGCAAAUGACAGCAACCUGGACGUGGGAUUCUUGUAAUGGAGUGAAAAUAAUGUCUGGUUUUGGAGUGGUUGAUCUGUUGAACCUUUUGUUUCUGAUAUAGUGUUGUAGCACAGACUCAUAUGAGGAAUUCUUUGGGGUGUACACUCUUGACAGUAUGUGGCCGGAUGGAUCUGAAUGUUUGGAUAAGCACUGAAGAAAACUUAGGUAUGAUGGAGUUGAGGCUGCCAAAGGAAUAAAAUGGAUAGCAACAAGAAGAGAAAGAAAAGAAGAAAAGGCUGGAAAGAGAGAAGUCUCCAUAUCAGAAUCCCUGGUUUCCUUUUACUAUUAUUUACGCUAUCGGGCUCUGAAAGCUAAUACGAUGAGAUAAACUACUCCGUGCUAACUAGAAAUAUAACAAGAGAAGAUGCCAGCGAAUCAGCUCUAAGAGAUAUUUACAAAGUUCAUCAAGCAGACUGUUUUGCCUAGUUUUCUUCUUCAUAAUGCUUUGAGCUGGUACUUUUUAUUAGAAAAUAAUCAUUUUUUUCCAUCCCAGUACCAAGUGAAUGUAGAUCCUUUCUAUAUUUACUUGUCUUGUCAUGCCAGUUCUGUGAACUAUAGAGUUGUAAUUGUAACCCUGAUUUGACUUCUACAACUGACAAAAUUUAUGA
Molecule: messenger RNA, 5091 nt
Organism: Lycium ferocissimum
Lineage: Eukaryota; Viridiplantae; Streptophyta; Magnoliopsida; Solanales; Solanaceae
Product: protein ALTERED XYLOGLUCAN 9-like
Exons: 2
Coding region: 238-1320 (360 amino acids)
Biological process (GO): carbohydrate metabolic process
Cellular component (GO): Golgi apparatus
Molecular function (GO): acetyltransferase activity
Source: RefSeq, a predicted model, not a curated record